UGCCACAGUCAUUAAUACUGGGCUGUAAGAAGUGGUAGUGUUCAGUGGGUGGAGACAGCAGUCACAACAAACUAUCCUGUUGUUAUCUGCAUUAUCUUAGUGAGGUCACACACAAGCUGGAUGUGAGUCUGGCCUGUGGAGGAUUACCUGUUUGCACUCGGAAGCUGCUGCUUUGUCAGGCUAUACACAUUAACUUUUCGUAUCGCCGCAGUUAUGUUUUUGAUGACAGUGUAAUGUAACUUGUGUGAGAAGUUCCCUGCUUUAUCCAGCACCCUGUAGAAUGUGGAUGCCGAGCAGUGGAAACUGUGCGUUGUUCUUCCCCUCGGACCCCCUGAAGAUAGUGAGGGCCUCUGGCCAGUAUAUGUACGAUGAGUCGGGGAAACAGUACCUGGACUGCAUCAACAAUGUCUGCCAUGUUGGCCAUUGUAACCCGAAGGUGGUGGAGGCUGGAGCCAAUCAGAUGAAGGUUCUCAACACUAACUCCCGCUUUCUGCAUGAUAACAUCGUCAUGCUCGCUAAGCGCAUCACAAGCACGUUACCCAAGGGUCUGUCAGUUGUCUACUUCACCAACUCGGGGUCUGAGGCCAAUGACCUUGCAUUGCAACUGUCGCGAUACCACACGAAGGCCAAGGAAAUCAUAGCCUUGGAACGAGCGUACCAUGGUCAUGUGAUCUCCCUCAUGAGCCUCAGCACCUACAAGAUGGACCAGUUGCAAGAUGGAGCGAGCAUGAUCCCCGACUUUGUGCAUGUGGCGUCCUGUCCAGACACAUUCCGAGGGAAGUACCGAGACUGUGACUACAGCAUGGAGGAGCUGGGGCAGAAGUAUGCAGACGACAUCAAGGACAUCAUUGACGACAUCCACAAAGAUGGCAAGAAUGUCAGCUGCUAUUUGGCGGAGUCCAUACAGAGUUGUGGUGGCCAGGUCAUAUACCCUCCAGGAUACCUCAAGAAAGUCUUUCAGUAUGUUCGGGAGGCUGGAGGGGUGUGUAUUGCAGACGAGGUUCAGGUGGGCUUCGGUCGUGCAGGCUCCCACUUCUGGGCGUUCGAGACACAAGAUGUCGUUCCUGAUAUUGUGACGAUGGGAAAACCGAUGGGUAACGGCCACCCCAUUGCUGCAGUGGUCACUACGCCUGAAAUUGCAGCCAGCUUUAUGUCAGCAGGAGUGGAAUACUUCAACACAUUUGCUGGUAACCCAGUUUCCUGUGCAAUCUCACUGGCCGUACUAGAUGUUAUCCAGGAAGACAAGCUUCAGGAAAAUGCAGUCAAGGUUGGAGGUUAUUACCUGGACAAGCUCAAGAAAAUGAAACCAUGCUACAACAUCAUUGGCGAUGUCAGGGGAGUGGGCAUGUUUGUUGGGAUCGACCUGGUGAAGGACCACAAAACAAGAGAAGCGGCCACGAAGGAGGCAGAAUAUGCCAUUACAAGGUUGAAGGAGAAAGGCAUCCUGUACAGCCGGGAUGGGCCAGAUAGAAACGUCCUCAAGUUUAAGCCGCCCAUGUGUUUCACCACGGAGGAUGUAGACAACCUCUGUACUGCUCUCUCAGAGGUGUUCGAGGAGAUGGAGAAGGGCCUCCACGUCACCAACUCCUCCAACAACGCUGAUGGGGAGGAGGAGGCACGCCCGGUGAAGCGCAUGUGUGUGGAAGUCAAUCGCUCAGAUUCAGACUCGGGUGUUGAGAGAUGUUCACCUCAUACAGCCAAAGUGCAUUAAUUCCAGGAGAGAAGAACACAAGAUGAUGUGCAGCUAUGCAAAUGUUCUGCAGUAUGUCGCAGAAUUCAUUUCAAUAGCUGGUAAAGCAGGGCCAUGUUCACAAAGCUGUCUUAGUGUGUGUGUUAAACUAGGACAACUGUCUACUACUGAUACACGGUGUAGGAUCCUGCUGCGGAAACAGGCUCUGGAUCACCAAAGAUACACAAGCCAAAGUGUCUGUGGGGAGUCCUCAGAAGUUGCUUUAAAUAAAUUGAUGAGACCCUGCACCAAGUCUAGAUGUACAGCUAAUCCUAUUGGUGCAGAUGCCCAUUUUCCAAGUAAUAAUAGUUGACACCCUCUAUACAGUAAUGCCCUGUUAGUACAGACCCCUGAUUUCCAUGUGAUUACAGUUGAGACCCUCUAUAAAGUUAUAGCUUGUUAUUCUGGACCCCAACCACUAUUCAAUGAUACCCCGUUUUUCUAGCAAGGAAAUAAUUUUUGUCACCACAAUUACAGUUUGGAAGGUCUGUUUACAAAGUGACAUAAUUCUUUUGCCAUGAUGCAUAUUUCUGAAAAUUUGUUCUCUGAGCAUUUUGACUGGAAACAGUCUACUAACAGGGCUUGCUGUCCACAGACCCAUGUGAAUAUGUUAGACUGCCAAAAACGCUCCACACUUAGAUGAAAACUUACGUCUGAAUAUUAUAUAAUACACAUGUUAUUGAUUGAUAGACUUGACGUGUUGACUAUUAAUUUUGAAUGACAUAUACUUUGCAGUGUGCACCAAAGUGUGUCAAUAUUAUAUCUAAUUGUAUUUUGUAUUACUUUACCUUUGGACUAGGUCCCGACUUGUACUGAGAAUGUUAUUCAAAGUCACCAUAGGAUUUUAUAUAUAUAUACAGCCCCUCAAGUUUUAUCCCUUGCAGUGUUUUAUUGUUGACAAACAAUGACAAUAAGUUGUUUAGUUUUUUUUCUUAUAUGAGAUAUCAACAUUAUGUACAGCCUCUUAUUCCUGCGAAUAUCCUACCUCUAUUACAUCAUAGCCACAAAUUCCCAUUUUGGCAAUAAUCACACUAUAAAAUCUUUAGAUUUUUCGACAGACGUCCUCUUCACUGCCAAUUAUCCCAUAGUCUUGAGGUAAACCCUAUCCCUUGUCAAAC
Molecule: messenger RNA, 2847 nt
Organism: Haliotis rufescens (red abalone)
Lineage: Eukaryota; Metazoa; Mollusca; Gastropoda; Lepetellida; Haliotidae
Product: ethanolamine-phosphate phospho-lyase-like
Exons: 10
Coding region: 281-1711 (476 amino acids)
Cellular component (GO): mitochondrion
Molecular function (GO): pyridoxal phosphate binding; transaminase activity
Source: RefSeq, a predicted model, not a curated record